GGAUUAACAUAUACACACUACUAUAUAUGUAAAAUGGAUACCCAACAAGGACCUACUGUAUAGUACAGUAUUCAAUAUUUUCAAUAUUUUGUAAUAACCUAUAAGAGAAAAGAAUCUAUAAAAGAAUACACACACACACAUAUAACUUGAAUCAUCGUGCUGUACACCUGAAACUAACACAACAUUGUAAGUUAACUAUACAUCAAUAGAAAAAAAGGAACAUUAAAAAACAAACAAGCAAACAAACAAUGACCCAGAAAAAGCCUUUCCUCAGGCCUCAGUAUCCAUCCCUCCAGGUAACAGUGCUGGCCCUUGCCUCACCCCCACUUUUUACAGAGAGCUUCACCCACUUUGUGUCCCACAGGGGCUCACAACCCUCCCCAGUCACCUGAAGGCAUCACCACACAGCUUCAGCUGUUAAGAGUCAAGCCCAUCCAGGCCACUGUACCACUGAAGACAUACCACAAUGUGCUUAGGCAGUGUCAACUUUGAAUGCACAACCUCAUUAAAGAUUUAAGAGGGUUUUAAAAAUCACCAAGUUUAGAGAAAAAAUUAAAAGAAGGAGGAGGAGGAGAAGGAGAAGAAACAAACUACUUCCUCCCUCUUUUCCGUAUACGGGAAAUCACCUUUUAAAAAACAUAUAAUUAAAAACAAGGAGAAGUGUGGUGUGCUUGAAUAAAGUAAGCAUUUUAAGUCUCUUGUUUAGCUUUACUGGGAUAUGCCAUCAGGUCUUUAAGGACAAGUUAAUUUCACAUUUGAUUGUGAAAGAUUAAGACAUUAAGAUGUUUGCUGUCAUCUAGCUCUAGGUUACCUGUGAAUAAUUAAUUUCAUGCCAUUUUUGUCAUCUUAUUUCUCAAAUUCAGCCUCUUUUCCUAGCUUCCUCCUUAGCAUUUUUCCAUGCUCUUUCCCCCUAUUUAGUGCUAAUUCCUGGCCCCUCAUCACUGCAUGUUUGUUACAUGGUCCAGUUUGCUGCUGCCUAGAAGAGCAUCUCCUGUCUGCAAUGCCAUUUUGGAACAGAUUCCUUCUGAGGCUGUUACUACUAAGAGAAAACCACAUAGUAAUACUCAAAAUACCCUUAUUUAAUGAAUGAAUGAAUUCUCCUUCCCACAUUACUCAUCUUAAAUUGUCUAAAGUGGUUGUCUUAAAUCUUCCAUGUUGUCCCAUAGGACAGCAGUACCCAACCUUUGUGGCACCAGGGACCGGUUUCAUGGAAGACAAUUUUUCUCGGGGGUGCGGGUAGGGGGGGAUGGUUCAGGCAGUAAUGUGACAUUGGGGAGCGGUGGGGAGCAGUGGGGAGCAAUGGGAAGCUGCAGAUGAAGCUUCACUCGCUUGCCUGCUGCUCACCUCCUGCUGUGCGGCCUGGUUCCUAAAAGGCCACAGACCAGUAGUGGCCCAUGGCCCAGGGGUUGGGGACCCCUGCCACAGGAGACUUAAAAAUGGACUCAAAAGGAAGUAAAACAUAUUACUGAAGCAAAUCCAGACCUCAAUAUAGUGCAUAUUCUAACAAUAGGUUGUAGCAGAUCAUUUACCAACAAUAACCAACUCUCUUCUCACCUUUUCAUGAGAAACAAUGAAUAGAUAAUCUUUAAAAUUGCUUUUCAUUAAUAAGGGGGAAAAGUAUCAAAGAAAAGGGGGAUAUCAAUGCUUUUUAUUGACUCUUUUACUUGAGACUGAAGUGAGAUGUGACAAUAAAGUACUUUUUACAUGUCAGAGCUGACUACUGAGAGGGCUGGGAAAUGAUCCAGCGUACUGUAGAAAUGGGCAAGAAAAAAAUUUUUUAAUCUUAAUUCUUUAAAUUGUUAGCAAUAUGUGACCAAGUUCUUACAGGUAUCCAGCUCUGGUGUAAUGCAUGUUGGUCUGCUUUAGAACUGUCAUCUCCUUGACUGACUGACUGACUUGUACAGUUUAACACAAUGAACACUGACCACCUCACGGUUUCUACGGCUCAGAAAUCUGGGCACAACUUAGCUUAAUGCCUCUGGCUCAGGGUCCCUCACAAGGAUGCAGUCAAGGUAUCCACUGGGGCUGCCCAAGCAAGAAAUUUAAUUUUUGAAGAGAAAGCAAUAGGCAGACAGUUAAUUAGUAAAUUUUUAAAAGCUAAAAUAUAGAGAGAAGAAGUCAAUGAUGUUUCUAAAUGAGUAAUUUAUCUCAUUUAUAAAAAUAAAAAGAAUAUUAAGAAUAUUUUAAACAGAUUUUCAGUAUAUGGUUGAUUCUGAAUGAGUAACACCCAUGAGACAGCAGAGGCAUAGAUUUACUGAAAUGAUUGGUAUUCAAAAUCAUUUCAGUUUGGCUUUAGAAUGCAGGGAAGGCAACAUGUCCAUAUGAUCUUAAAGGCUCAUCCUCUCAAACCCACCACAGCAUUCCCCUGUUAAAAACCUUUGGAGUCCCCUCACUCAUAGGAUCAAGACAAAAUACUUUGCCCACUCAGCUAAGGCCCUAGGGCACUUGGCCUCACUCUGGUCAUUCCCUUGACCGCCUAUCAAGCUCCUUCCCACCCCUAACCUUUGCACAAACACAAGUUGAUCCCUAUGUCUUGUCCAUUCUCCCCAUCUGACUACUCAUUUUAUCUGUUAGAUUCACAAUCAUCUCCUGGAUUUUAUCUCAAAUAUCUCUUCCCCAGAGACAUACUCAGACUGGAUUAGGUUUCCCACAGCCCCUUAUACAUUGCUCUUGCCCUUUAGGGCAUAAUACAGUAGAUAAUUAUAUAUUUGUAUACAUUAUUUGAUUGCUACCUGUCUUCCCAACUGGACCAAGUUUUCUAAGAGGUGGGUCUGGGCCUGUCUGAGCCAUCAUUCUCCCACCUUCACCCAGCACAGUCUGGAACUUCAUACCUGGUGAAUGGACUCUCACACUCCUGAUCAGUUACCUGGCGCCACCCCAAACUCUGUCUAGGUAAUGAAGAGGAGCAAGUGUGGGUAUCCAUCAAUAAGAUUUUUAAAAAUUAAAUUUAGUUUGAAAUAUACAGUUGUCUCAUGGGACAGCCGAAAAGCUCAAAUAGGGAUACCUCCUAAUUUCUCUCUUUCAGCCUAUCAGUGGAAAGUCUUGUUUGCUUGGAUAAUAUUGUUCACUGAAAUUAUCACUUCUUCUGUCACUCAUUUUCUUUUAAACCUUUGACCUUUGCUCUUUCUCUGCAACCAGAGUUAGGAGUGAAAAAGAACAUUGGAGGUAACUUCUCACUGAAGUCCACCUGCCAGGACAAACCAUUCAAAUCCAAUUACUUCGUCUCCACUCUGGCUUCUAGGAGACUAAGUAAAGGACAGACUUUCUGCAGCUUGAAGGAACCAGCCAUGGAUUUCAAACGUGUGAAGGACUAUUUCUCCUGGCUCUACUAUCAAUACCAAAUCAUUAGCUGCUGUGCUGUCUUGGAGCCCUGGGAGCGAUCCAUGUUCAAUACCAUCUUACUAACCAUUUUUGCUAUGGUGGUAUACACCGCCUAUGUUUUUAUCCCAAUCCACAUUCGCCUGGCUUGGGAAUUUUUCUCCAAAAUGUGUGGCUAUCACAGUACAAUUUCUAAUUGAUCUUGUUUGUAAACUGUGAACUGGCAUUACAUAUGUGUACGUUGCUUACAAUGUAUUAAUUUAGGUGAAUACUGUAGCUUCUUUCACUGUCUCACCUGAAAAGCUCUCUCCUCUCUAUGCACUCUUAUAUCCUGCCUGAAAUUUGAGAUAGAUGUCUCUUUAGGUUCUUUUGUACGUGCUACAUUGUGCAUCAGACCAUAGAUAACACAAUGACCUUACCUCACAUACCAUAUUCUCUCAGCUUAAAUCUAUGACUUUAGAUUUUGUUUUUAAUUGGGAAAUUUCAUAUCAACUUUUUCUGGGAAGUAGGCUCAUAAGAGACCUAUCAGAAUCAUAUUUAAAAUGCUCUCUUGACACCUAUUCUAUAGUGAAGGAUAAGGAUAUAUUUUUUAAAAAAUUGUUCAUACACUACUGUCAAAAGUAUCCUAUCCUUGUUUACAAUAUACAAAAAGAUCUGAAUAAAUUAUAUAGACCCCCUAAAGUCUUAUUUUCUAGUAACCUGCUGAUACCUAAAAUUCUUUUACUUCAAGCACAAAAGAAUAGGUUGAAGGUAAUUAUCUCCUUUCAGACAUGGUUCAUGAAUUGUUUCAAAUGUCUCUAAAAGUAUGGCUUUAUAACAGUUUAAAAUCAACAAUGUUGAUUUUAGAUGACCCAGUAAGUAUUAUAAUACAAAAUCAUUUUAAGUGUAAGAAAAAAUAUACAAAGUAAAUUCAGAUACUGUGACUUGUGAUGCUGCCUUGCCUUGCAUGAUGCUGGGUGAAAAGAGACAAGAAAUUGCAUCCUUUCUGUGCUUUCACUCAGUGGAGGGGUGGGGUGGGGGGAAUCAUAUAUUGGGCUACAGGAAGAAAAGCUAAUAAAUAGGCUGGAAGUAAUAUUCUACCAGCAGGAACUUGACAGCUCCAGUUAAAUGUUUUGAUACAGUGGCUCCUUUGCAGAGCAAAACCAAGACUUAUUAAAUUUCCUUCGAAGUGUUUAUCUUAAAAACAAAUACAAGUUUUUAAUUAUACUGCUGAAUCAAAUGUGAAUGCCAAAGGCAAAACCUUGCAGUUUUUCUUUCCUCUCAAUAAAUCUUAAUGUUAGUAAUUCUGAAGGGUAAAAAUGUAAAUAGUUUUUGAACAAUAUUUGCACCCUUGUUUGUGUUAUGAAAAAAAAUUUUUCCAAGGAGAGCUAAAGAGAAAAAUGUUUGGCAUGCCAAAUUAGCUUGCAUGUUUGUUAAAAAACCAAAAACACAUGUUUUGAAGAUAAACCAGAUCUGAACAUGUAUGUGUUGAUUUUUGCAAAAUAAAUUAGGUUUAAUUUUAUAAAUAAAAUAUCCACCUUCAGAUUUGCUUUUUUCUCCUAUUGCACUAAAUAUCUAGGUGCUUACAUCCAUAUUUCUCUGCAAACAUCAUUUCUUAGUGAUCCAAGGUGGUAACUGAUCUUAAGAUGGUAGGGUAAAACUACUGAUAUAUUUAUCAAGAGUCUUCUCCAUGGUGGACAUGUUUUACAUGUUGAAGUAGGUUUUAAGGUCUCCCAGUUACAGGUAAGGGACCUAGAACUUGGAAAAAGUACAUUUCUUGUUCGAGGUCCUUUAACUACUAGUGGCAAAGCCAGGAAGCAAAUCCAGGUCAGGACCACACUGGGCCCUGAAAUAUGUGCCACAUGGAAGCCCAUGGAAGGACAAUGUGAGCAAAUGAAAGUUAAUGGGCUGGGGAUCCCAAACGUGUUAGAAAGCAGAACGCCAUCAAUAAAAGGGGUGAGGGGCUGAGGAGACAGCCAAGGUUGGAGUAACAAGCUCAGGUCCCAGCUCUGCUUUUGCGGCUUAGCGGUGCUGUGUUCACCCAUUUCUAUGCUGUCCAGGCCCAUAGGCCUCUUUUAAAAGAAUGCUUCACUUUUAAAUAUUUAACAGAGGAUUCUCAGUUAAGCUUGAACUUGAAUGCGUUCCCAGUUCACAAUGAUUCAACACCCUUAUAUACAUGGACCCCUGCUAAGUACUCUUGGAAUUCAAUCACAAAGAUACUACACUGACCUUCUAAAAAUCCUCCUUCUAAAAUAAGAAUCAAAAUAUUAUAAAUGUGAAUAGACACAGUAAAGCUUAAUAAAGGAUAUUGCAAAGCACUGCCCUAGGAUGUUACUUCAAAGGUAAGCAUUUCCUCUGAGCGAUCAAAAUAAUAAACACAGGGUCCAAAAAAUAUAAUCAAACAUAGUUUAGAAAAAACUAUCUGCAUGCAGAAGGGAAGAAAGCUCUACCUGCUCUGCUCUGUCAAUUUUCUAGACUAAGCAGAGAUGCUCUUUACCUUGACCAUAGUUAGCCUAGAUUAGGAACAUUUAUAUGCUUUUCUUUUGCUUCUGUUAUUUGUAUAUUUCAAUGGUAUGUACAGAACUUUUAAAAAAAAUAAAGCUAAGAGUUUCAUGG
Molecule: messenger RNA, 5913 nt
Organism: Orcinus orca (killer whale)
Lineage: Eukaryota; Metazoa; Chordata; Mammalia; Artiodactyla; Delphinidae
Gene: SPTSSB
Product: serine palmitoyltransferase small subunit B
Exons: 2
Coding region: 3288-3518 (76 amino acids)
Biological process (GO): ceramide biosynthetic process; endoplasmic reticulum organization
Cellular component (GO): serine palmitoyltransferase complex
Molecular function (GO): serine C-palmitoyltransferase activity
Source: RefSeq, a predicted model, not a curated record